AUGAGCUACAUCAGCUUCAACGAAGUUUACGACCUUACCAUGGCCCUAUAAAUGCCAAUCUCAUCCCCAUACAACAGAAAGACCUUAAUUGAGAGUGAUGAACAAGUCCUUGCUUUUAGUUAGUUCAUCAAAUCUCAACAAGAUGCGAUCGAAGAGAAGAGAAUGUAUUAGGAAAGUCUUGAACAAGAAGGGGAACUCGACUAAGAACUAGUCAUUGGAGUAGACUGUGAAGGGAUAUCCCGUCAUAAAAAUCUCGCCCUUAUCUAGGUAAUAUAACCCCUGAAAAGUAACUUAACUUAGGUUGGAGUGUCUAAUAGAUGCUUUUUGUUUGACUUAACUAAAUUGAAUUCAUUCCCAAAGGUACUUAAAUAAGUGCUUGAAGACCCAAACAUCGUCAAAGUUUUCCAUGAUUUUUGCGAAGAUACAAGUGCGCUUGUUCGCCAAUACAAUGUGCAUUGUGACUGCGUCUUUGACACCUAGAUAGCUCACAGGCUAUUAAAUAAGGACUCGGAUGAACCUAAGGAUCAGAACAUUAACCUUAACUCUCUCCUAAAGUAAUAUCUAAAAGUUGAGAAUGAUCAGAAAGACGUCAUGGUAAACAUGAUGAAAGCUGACCCAGAAUUGUGGUGGAAGAGACCUCUUAGCCAUGAAAUGCAGGAAUACGCUUCUUAGGAUGUUCUCUAUUUACCAAGAGUUUAUGAAGCAAUGAAAAACUUAAUUGGCUUGUAAGAAAAGAAGCUUUCUCAAAUAAGAAAUAACAACCUUAAGAAUUCAAAAUAAUAAGUUGACGUAACCAUUUCUCAAAAGGAUAUUCAAAGCCUGACAGACUCUUCUUCUUCUUCGGAUUAAGAUGAUGUCUCAGUUUCUACUCACUACAGUUCAUCAACUUCAAAUAGAUCCUAGUUUGGCGCCUAACCAAAGAACUGGCCUAACUUUAGCGGCGAAAUAUUUGAGAAGACCUAACUCUGUCAAAGAUACGCGUAUCUUAACAGAAAUUUCCCUUCCUAAUUUAUUUUACAUGAAGGAGUUCAGAUAAAAGCCUUUGUUAAGUAAGAUUUCAUGCUUAAUCAACUUUUUAGAAACUUCCAGCCAUUUGGAGUCUUCUGCAGUUUGAAUCUUGGAGUUUCAGGACUGAUCAAAGACUCAGAGUCAUUAGAUUUUAUGAAUAAAAACUAUAAGAUUGGUGACAUAAUCGAUGUUGAAGUCACUGAAGAGUUCGACUCUUCAUUCGAUUUUGACACACACAGGCCUGUAGUUUAAAUUUAGCUUCCAUCAAGCUAAAUAAAGCCAAUAUUCUAGAGCCAUUUUUUGAGUUGCCUUGCCGCCUCGAAUGACUACUUUGGACAACAACCCUUCAGAUUUUCAUUUAACUCUGAUUUUUCCUUUCAGCCUUAGUAGAAACAAUCUAGUGAGGGUUUCUACUUUGGUAUAGACUCAUCGAAUUUGCUUACUACCCACAAAACUGAGUAUAAACUUCCCGUUUCAGCUUACCAGAGAGGCGGGAAUAAUUACUUCUCAGGACAAUAUUAAAAUAUUGGGUCUACCACAAACGGGUAGUACUAGCAAGUUCCCUACUAAAAGAGAAAUAGUCAUUUACUCUCGUUUAACGAUUAAUAAUCUCAUGCCUCUUCUUUAUAAAAAGAUAAGAAGCCUUAUUACGACAAGAGAAAUAGAGUUCCAGCAGCCAAGAAAAGUUUCAAGCAUGAAGAAUUUGGUAUAUAGACUACUUCUAACUAUGAAGAUCAAAAUAAGAUGGGUACUCCUCCACUUCAAGCUAAUAGAUAAAUAAACCCAGUAAGAACUCUUUUAAUUUUAUAAUUUUAUAGGAAAAUUCUUGGAGGAAGAAAACUAACUAAUGGUGAGUACCUCUUCUAGAAUGCUGUUGCUUUGUAUAUGUAUAGUCCCUCAUUUUAAGUCCUUAAGUUCUCUCUGUAAAUUUAAUUGACUGUUAUGGUCAUGAGACUAAAUUUGCUAAGACUUUUUUAAUUAAUAUAUAUCUAAAUAAUACAAACUCAAAUUUUCCCCGUGCCCCCGAAGGAAGAGGAUGCUUUGGUGAAUUAACAACAAAAUUUUCAUUGA
Messenger RNA from Stylonychia lemnae, 2079 nucleotides. The record is from the annotation of a GenBank genome assembly. NCBI's taxonomy places the organism in Eukaryota, Ciliophora, Spirotrichea, Sporadotrichida, Oxytrichidae.